AUGACUGUACCAGACGAGGUUGAUAUCAUUGUCGUUGGCGGUGGAUCAUGCGGGUGUGUGGUGGCUGGCCGUCUGGCCAAUCUGGACCAUAACCUCCAGGUGUUGCUCGUCGAGGGUGGCGAGAGCAACCUCAACAACCCAUGGGUGUUCCGUCCGGGUAUCUACCCCAGGAACAUGAAGCUGGACAGCAAGACUGCCACCUUCUACUAUUCCCGACCAAGUGAAUGGCUCUUGGGACGUAGGGCCAUCGUGCCAUGUGCUCACAUUCUCGGCGGAGGAUCCAGCAUCAACUUCAUGAUGUACACGCGUGCGUCAGCAUCCGACUACGAUGACUUCAAGAUGAAGGGUUGGGAGACCAAGAAUCUCAUUCCCUUGAUGAAGAAGCACGAAACGUACCAACGUGCCUGCAACAACCGUGACAUUCACGGAUUCGAAGGCCCAAUCAAAGUCAGCUUCGGAAACUACACCUACCCCAUCAUGCAGGACUUCCUGAGGGCAGUCGAGUCUCAAGACAUCCCCGUCACGGAUGACUUGCAGGAUCUGGUCACCGGCCAUGGUGCUGAGCACUGGCUCAAGUGGAUCAACAGGGACUCUGGCCGUCGGUCUGACUCGGCCCAUGCCUACAUCCAUUCCACUCGCCAGCACCACCAGAACUUGCACCUUGCCGUCAACACCAAGUGCGAGAAGGUGUUGCUCGAGGGCGACCGCGCGGUGGGCGUCAGGACCGUGCCGACCAAGCCUCUUCACCCCAACGAGAAGAAGUCCCGCGACUUCAAGGCUCGCAAGUGGAUCAUCGUCAGCGGCGGCACGCUCAGCUCGCCUUUGAUCCUCCAGCGCUCCGGCAUCGGUGAUGCCGAGAAGCUGCGCAAGGCCGGUGUCAAGCCUCUCAUCGACCUUCCAGGUGUCGGUCUCAACUUCCAGGAUCAUUACCUGACCUUUGCCACCUACCGUGCCAAGCCGCAUGUCGAGUCGUUCGACGACUUUGUGCGUGGCGACAAGGAGACGCAGGAGAAGGUGUUUGCCCAGUGGAACAUCAACGGUACUGGCCCGCUGGCGACCAAUGGUAUCGACGCUGGUGUCAAGGUGCGACCGAACGAGAAGGAGCUGGAGGAGUUCAAGAGCUGGCCAUUCCCAGAGUUCAUCUCGGGCUGGGACAGCUACUUCAAGGACAAGCCUGACAAGCCCGUCAUGCAUUACUCCGUCAUCGCCGGAUGGUUUGGUGACCACAUGCUCAUGCCUCCGGGCAAGUUCUUCACGAUGUUCCACUUCUUGGAGUAUCCAUUCUCCCGUGGCUUUACUCACAUCACGAGCGCUUCGGCGUACGAUGCUCCUGACUUCGAUGCCGGCUUCAUGAACGACAAGCGAGACAUGAUCCCCAUGGUGUGGGGCUACAUCAAGUCGCGUGAGACCGCUCGUCGUAUGGACGCGUACGCCGGAGAGGUCACGGGCAUGCAUCCCUUCUACCGCUACGACAGCGCAGCCCGCGCCAAGGACAUGGACUUGGCAACGACGAAUGCAUACGCCGGGCCCAACCAUCUCACUGCGAACAUCCAGCACGGAUCCUGGUCGAUCCACAGUGAUGAUGGGAAGCCGCUCGAGAAGAACAUGCUCAACAGCAACCAGCAGACGGUCCGCGACGACCUGGUGUACUCCAAGGAGGACUUGUUGGCUGUCGAAGAAUGGGUCAAGCGCCACGUUGAGACUACCUGGCAUUCGCUCGGCACGUGCUCCAUGGGCCCGAAGGAGGGCAACAGUGUCGUCAAGCAUGGUGUGUUGGACGAGCGCCUGAACGUGCACGGAGUCAAGGGCUUGAAGGUGGCCGAUUUGUCGGUCUGCCCCGACAAUGUCGGCUGCAACACCUACAGCACGGCGUUGUUGAUUGGCGAGAAGUGUGCCGUCUUGACGGCCGAAGAUCUCGGGUACAGUGGUCGUGCGCUUGACAUGAAGGUGCCAGACUACGCGGUGCCGGGCGAGUACGUCGGCUACGCUCGUUUGUGAGUGGGGCCCUGGAUUCGCUGGUCGGAGGAAGUAGGCCAGAUUGUGUUUCAUCUUUCGAACAUAACUGCGAGAAAUCAAAAUGGAGUUGCCUGGGCAUGAUGUUUCUUUUCGUGUGGAUGAAUGGAGAUGAUGUAUUUUCACGUAGGCCAUGGCAUGGGGAGUUGAGGCGGUGUCAAAAGAGUGAAGUGAAGU
Molecule: messenger RNA, 2190 nt
Organism: Neohortaea acidophila
Lineage: Eukaryota; Fungi; Ascomycota; Dothideomycetes; Mycosphaerellales; Teratosphaeriaceae
Product: alcohol oxidase
Exons: 8
Coding region: 1-1998 (665 amino acids)
Molecular function (GO): oxidoreductase activity, acting on CH-OH group of donors; flavin adenine dinucleotide binding
Source: RefSeq, a predicted model, not a curated record